Molecule: messenger RNA, 849 nt
Organism: Geosmithia morbida
Lineage: Eukaryota; Fungi; Ascomycota; Sordariomycetes; Hypocreales; Bionectriaceae
Product: 5'-methylthioadenosine phosphorylase
Exons: 2
Biological process (GO): nucleoside metabolic process
Cellular component (GO): cytosol
Molecular function (GO): S-methyl-5-thioadenosine phosphorylase activity
Source: RefSeq, a predicted model, not a curated record
GGCUACGAGCCCAUCGCCCUCCUCAACCCCGAGACGCCCUGGGGCUUCCCCGCGUCGGCCAUCAGCAUCCUCGAGCACAAGGGCGUCCACAUCGCCUUCCUCGCCCGUCACGGCGUGCACCACCAGUUCGCCCCGCACGAGGUGCCGAACCGGGCCAACAUCGCCGCCCUGCGCCACAUUGGCGUGCGCACCAUCAUCGCCUUCACGGCCGUCGGCUCGCUGCAGGAGGAGAUCAAGCCGAUGGACUUUGUCGUCCCCGACCAGGUCAUCGACCGCACAAAGGGUAUCCGACCCUUUACCUUUUUCGAGGGCGGCGUCGUGGGCCACGUCGGUUUCGCCGAUCCGUUCGAUGCCGGGCUGGCCAAGGUCAUCAAGACUUGUGCUGAGCAUCUCAGUGGUGAGGGCGUUGUCCUCCACGAGAAGGGGACCGUCAUCUGCAUGGAAGGACCCCAAUUUUCCACCCGCGCCGAGUCACACAUGUACCGCUCGUGGGGCGCCUCCGUCAUCAACAUGUCGGCCCUCCCCGAGGCAAAGCUCGCCCGCGAGGCUGAGCUAGCCUACCAGAGCAUCUGCAUGGCCACCGACUACGACUGCUGGCACUCUUUCGAGGACGUCAACGUCGAGAUGGUCGGCCAGUAUAUGAAUGCCAACAGGCAGAACGCCAAGCGCCUCGUCGGCGCCGUCCUCGACAAGCUCUCGGAGAUUGACCACAGCGACCUCGUCCAGGCCAAGCACCUCGUCGGAUAUGCCCAGGGUGGCCUCCACUUCAUGACCAAGCCGGAGGGCCGGGACCCGGAGGCCAUGAGGCGGGUAGAGUACCUCUACCCUGAUGUGUGGAAGUCUUCUUGA